GUCCCUAGGGUCCGCUGCAGUAAUGGGGCUGGGUGGGGAGAGGUGCAGACCGCAAAACUCCUUUUGGAAAUAACGCGCUUUUCCUUUCUUUUUUCGCCUCUUUUUUUCUUUUCUUUCUUUUUUUCUCUCUUUCCUCUUCCCCGUCCCCGCUCCUUGUUUUACACUACGGAAGGCGAAUCCGUGCCAGGAGGCUCCCUGACCUCGUUCUGGCCGCGCGCCCAGGCGCGGUGCCCCGCCGGCGCCUCCCCACGCCCGGCGCAGGGCAGCGCCGCCGCCCGCCCGGCGCGGCCCGGCCGCGGAGCUCCGCGGGGCCCCGGCGGAGUUGCGCUAUAGCUGCUAUCUUUGCACGCUAAUGUAGCUCCACCGCUGCGCGGUGCCUGGGGGAGCGCGGCGGUGUUGCUGCACUGGUCGCAGGGUGUUUCGUAACGGGACUGGUAAAGCCGGCGCUCGAAGAGCGGCGAACAGCGGUGUGAGAAGAGAGGACUCCUGGAGCGGAGGGCGACAGGCUCGUCUCACACGUGCAGAGAGGUCCUCUCAGCCCUGCCAGGCAAGCAAAAGGAAAGUAAAGAAAAAGGUUUCUUCUAAAGCUGUUGCACAGAGGUUGCCGGGCAGUCUGUCACGUAGUGUUGCUUUAGCAUGCAGCCCAAUCCUGUCAUUUGUGGAGACCCUUGUUAGCACUGCAGAAUGAGUAUCUCCUGUGGCAGAAAGCUGGUGUAAAUGCCUGCUGCUGCCUCGCAGAGCCGAUAACCUGCUCAGUCAGCUGGAGCCCCCUGCGGACAGCUGUCUCUCUUUUAGCUGAUGGAAAACUGCUACUAACCGCUGAAUGGAAGAGCGCGGAGCAGCAACCAUACUAGCUGCGGCAGCCGCCGCCGCUGCAGCAAGAGCAAGCAAGGACUCUAUUGUUCCCUGGUGUUAAACAGUUUUUUCCUUUUCAACUGCCAUGCACAAUAGCGGGAGAGAGGUUUCCAGUCUGCUUCUCCCUGCGAAGAAAUUCUGAAGAGGGGAAUAUUAUUUGGAGGAGGUUUGACUGUUGUGCUGCAGGGCUCGAUACUGAAGCAGCCUGCUGGAGGCAUGGGGUUGAGCGCGGGGCGCGCUGCCCCAUGCCGUGGUCCAGGGGGUUCUGCUGCGGCCGGCCGGUGCCUGGGAGUUCUGGUGGCUCUGCUGGUGGGGAUCUGGGACGCUAAUGCACAGAGUGAAUUUGCAACUUCGUCCGUGUAUUUGUGGAAGACCGGUCCGUGGGGGCGAUGCAUGGGAGACGAGUGCGGCCCGGGUGGCAUCCAGACGCGAGCGGUGUGGUGUGCCCACGUGGAGGGCUGGACGACCCUGCCCACGAACUGCAAGCAGGUGGAGAGGCCGGACAACCAGCAGCACUGCUUCCGCGUGUGCGACUGGCACAAGGAGCUCUACGACUGGCAGCUGGGCGGCUGGAAUCAGUGCCGGCCCGUCCUGGCGAGGGGCCAUGAGAAACCCGCCGAGUGCCUCAAAGGCGAGGAAGGCAUCCAGGUGCGGGACGUAACCUGCAUUCAGAAAGUCAACGGCGUCCCUGCUGAGGAUGUCAUAUGUGAGUACUUUGAGCCCAAGCCUCGGCAGGAGCAGGCGUGCCUCAUCCCCUGCCGGCAGGACUGCAUCGUGGCCGAAUUCGCCCCGUGGUCAGAGUGCUCCAAGACCUGCGGCAGUGGGCUGCAGCACCGAACCCGCCACGUCGUGGCUCCUCCGCAGUUCGGUGGCUCUGCUUGUCCCAACCUGACUGAAUUUCAGAUCUGCCAGUCUAGCCCUUGUGCUAUGGAGGAGAGCAUGUACAACCUAAACGUGGGACCCUGGAGUGCCUGCUCAGUGCCCCAUUCGCGGCAGAUAAGGCAAGCGAGGAAGAGAGGGAAGAACAAAGACAAGGAAAAGGACAGAGAAAAAGCAGUACGGGAUCCUGAGGCUCGUGAGUUAAUUAAGAAGAAGAGGAAUAGAAACAGGCAAAACAGACAGGAGAACAAAUAUUGGGACAUACAAAUUGGGUAUCAAACCAGGCAGGUUACAUGUACCCACAGAAAUGGGAAAACCGCUGCUUUGAGCUUUUGCAAACAAGACAAGUUGCCAAUUACUUUCCAGUCCUGCGUGAUCACUAAGGAGUGCCAGGUAUCCGAAUGGACAGAAUGGACCCCAUGCUCCAAAACUUGUUUUGACAUGACAACCCCUAAGGGGAAUCGUACAAGGACACGGACCAUUAAACAGCUUCCCAUUGGCAGUGAAAGUGAAUGCCCAGAACUAGAGGAAACGGAACAGUGUAUUUCUCAAGGGGAUGGAGUGGCACCCUGCAUUACGUAUGGUUGGAGAACCACAGAGUGGACAGAAUGCCGUGUUGAUCCUUUACUUAGCCAACAGGACAAAAGGCGAGGAAAUCAGACAGCGCUGUGCGGAGGUGGCAUUCAAACCCGGGAAAUGUACUGCGUUCAAGCUAAUGAAAAUCUCCUCUCCUAUUUAAAUACCCUCAAGGAAAAAGAAGAAAGUCGGUCACAGAGCAAGUCGAAGGCUAGUGCUGCACCUCUGCUAUCGAUCACUUUUGAAAUAACAGCUUCUCGGCCUGUGGACCGCAAGCUGUGCACAGGACCUCUGCCCAGCACCAGCCAGCUGUGCCACAUCCCCUGCCCCAUAGAGUGCGAGACCUCGGCGUGGUCAGCCUGGGGACCGUGCGCCUAUGAAAGCUGCGAGGACCCGCAGGCCAAGAAAGGUUUUAAGUUAAGAAAACGGCGCAUCACGAAUGAGCCUACUGGAGGAACCGGCAACUGCCCUCACCUGCUGGAAGCCAUCCCAUGCGAGGAGCCCUCCUGCUAUGAGUGGAGAAUCGUGGGGCUGGAGCAGUGCCUUCCCGACAACGAGAAGCCCUGCGGGCCCGGGACCCAAGUGCCUGUCGUCGUCUGUGUCAACAGCGAUGGAGAAGAGGUUGACAGGCAGCUGUGUAGAGACGCUAUCUAUCCAAUCCCCGUUGUCUGCGACGCUCCGUGCCCAAAGGACUGCGUGCUCAGCAUGUGGUCCGGCUGGUCCUCCUGCUCGCACACCUGCUCCGGCAAAACCACAGAAGGAAAGCAGAUGCGUGCCCGCUCUAUCCUGGCAUAUGCAGGUGAAGGAGGAAUUCGAUGCCCAAAUAGUAGCGCACUACAGGAAACACGCAGCUGUAACGAACACUCUUGCACUGUGUAUCAUUGGCAGACUGGACCGUGGGGACAGUGUAUAGAGGAUGCUUCUGUGUCUGCUUUCAACUCAUCUGCCAGCUGGAAUGGGGAGGCCACCUGUGCUGUUGGGAUGCAGACAAGAAAAGUAAUCUGUGUGAGAGUCAACGUGGGACAAGUGGGCCCAAAAAAAUGUCCAGAGAGUCUCCGACCAGAAACAGUGAGGCCGUGUCUGCUUCCUUGUAGGAAAGACUGUAUUGUCACUCCAUUCAGUGACUGGACGUUGUGUCCUUCUUCGUGUCAAGAAGGGGAUGUCGCAGUAAAGAAACAGUCUCGUCAUCGAGUCAUAAUCCAGCUCCCUGCCAACGGAGGUCGUGAGUGCCCGGACGCUUUAUUUGAGGAAAAGGAAUGCGAAGCUCCUCCCAUCUGCUAUAGCUACAGAUGGAAGACCCACAAAUGGCGCAGGUGCCAGCUGGUACCAUGGUAUGUGCGCCAGGACAGUCCAGGAGCACAUGAGACUUGUGGACCUGGGCUACAAGCAAGAGCAAUUACUUGUCGCAGACAAGAUGGAGGACAGGCUGACAUCAGCGAGUGCCUUAAAUAUGCUGGCCCAUUACCGUCCUUAACACAGACAUGCCAGAUUCCUUGCCAAGACGAUUGCCAGUUUACAAACUGGUCAAAGUUUUCUUCCUGUAAUGGGGACUGCGGAGGAGUCAGGACCAGAAAACGCACUCUUGUUGGAAAAAGUAAGAAAAAGGAUAAAUGCAAAAAUUCUCAGCUGUAUCCUCUGAUUGAGAAUCAGUUUUGUCCCUGUGACAAAUACAGUGCUCAGCCCGUGGGAAACUGGUCGGACUGUAUACUACCAGAGGGUAAAGUGGAAGCAUUGCUGGGAAUGAAAGUACAAGGAGACGUUAAAGAAUGUGGACAGGGCUACCGUUACCAGGCCAUGGCAUGCUACGAUCAAAACAGUCGGCUUGUGGAAACAUCACGAUGCAACAGUCAUGGUUAUAUUGAGGAAGCCUGUAUUAUUCCGUGUCCCUCAGACUGCAAGCUCAGCGAAUGGUCCAACUGGUCCCGCUGUAGUAAAUCCUGUGGGAGUGGGGUAAAGGUUCGGUCUAAAUGGCUCCGUGAAAAACCCUACAAUGGUGGAAGACCCUGUCCUAAGCUAGAUCACGUCAAUCAGGUCUACGAGGUAGUCCCAUGCCACAGUGACUGCAGUCAGCACAUAUGGGUUACUGAGCCCUGGAGUGUCUGCAAAGUGACCAAUGUGGACUUAGAAGAGAAUUGUGGGGAAGGUGUUCAAACCAGAAAAGUCAGGUGCAUGCUAAACACCGUGGAUGGUCCUUCUGACACUGUAGAGGACUAUCUGUGUGAUCCUGAAGAGAUGCCGCUUGGUGCUAGAAAAUGCACAUUACCAUGUCCUGAAGACUGUGUUGUGUCUGAAUGGGGACCAUGGUCUCGAUGUACUUUGCCGUGCAAUGGAAGUAAUGUCCGCGAAAGGUCAGCAGAGUCUUUGAGACAACCAGAUGAUGGAAAGUCUUGUCCUGCUGCCACUGAGACAGAACCCUGCACCUUGAACAAAAACUGCUACCACUAUGAUUACAACGUGACAGACUGGAGCACAUGUCAGCUCAGCGAGAAAGCUGUCUGUGGUAAUGGUAUCAAAACACGAAUGCUAGAUUGUGUUCGCAGUGAUGGCAAAUCAGUUGACCUGAAGUACUGUGAAGAGCUCGAUUUGGAGAAGACGUGGCAGAUGAAUACAUCGUGCGUAGUGGAAUGCCCUGUAAACUGUCAGCUCUCUGACUGGUCCCCUUGGUCUAAGUGCUCGCAGACAUGUGGCCUUACAGGAAAAAUGAUCAGAAGAAGAACCAUAAAUCAGCCAUUUCAGGGGGAUGGGAGGCCUUGUCCUUCUCAGAUGGAGCAGUUCAAACCCUGUCCAGUAAAACCUUGUUAUCGAUGGCAAUAUGGCCAGUGGUCUGAAUGCAAAGUAGAGGAUGCUCAAUGUGGAGAGGGGACACGAGUGAGGAACAUUUCCUGCGUGGUUUUUGAUGGAUCGAUUGAAGAUGUUGGCAAAGUAGUAGAUGAGGAAUUCUGUGGCGAAGUAGAGCCUAUUAUAGAUGGUAAUAAGAAGAUGGUACUUGAGGAAGCAUGCACCGUCCCUUGUCCAGGGGACUGUUAUUUGAAAGAGUGGUCAGAAUGGAGCCUUUGCCAGUUAACCUGUGUUAAUGGGGAGGACCUUGGCUUUGGAGGGAUACAAGUCCGGUCUCGGGCAGUGAUCAUUCAAGAAUUAGAGAAUCAACACCUCUGUCCAGAACAGGCUUUGGAAACACGACCGUGCAGUGAUGGCCAGUGUUAUGAGUACAAGUGGAUGGCUAGCCCGUGGAAGGGGUCUUCUCGAACGGUGUGGUGCCAAAGGUCAGAUGGCUUAAAUGUCACAGGGGGCUGUUUAGUGAUGCGCCAACCAGAUGCUGACAGGUCAUGUAGUCCACCGUGCAGUCAACCCCACGCUUACUGUAGUGAGACUAGGACAUGCAGUUGUGAAGAUGGAUACACUGAAGUCAUGUCCUCCAAUGGUACGCUCGAGCAGUGCACGCUCAUCCCAGUGGUGGUGAUCCCCACCAUGGAGGACAAAAAGGGAGAUGUGAAAACCAGUCGAGCUGUGAACCCCACCCAGCCCUCCAGUAACCAGUCAGGACGAGGAAGGACCUGGUUUCUGCAGCCUUUUGGGCCAGAUGGGAGGCUGAAGACCUGGGUUUAUGGUGUAGCUGCUGGUGCAUUUGUUUUACUCAUCUUUAUUGUUUCUAUGAUCUAUCUAGCCUGCAAAAAGCCAAAGAAGCCCAAGCGAAGGCAGAACAACCGGCUGAAACCUUUAACCUUGGCUUAUGAUGGAGAUGCAGAUAUGUAAAAUACAACUUCCCAUGGUGACAAAUGGAAUCUAAAUUAUUGGAUCAAAAUCAGAAGGUAUCCAAAGCCACAAGGAUUUGCUAUGGAGUGGAUGAAGUGUUUUGACUUUUUUCUUUUUUGUAACUGAACCAUAGAUAAAGAAGAAUGGAUUUCAUAAUGCCUAUGGAUAUUCAAGGUAUUAUUGAUUUACUUUGGACCAUCAACACUGAGAAUUCUGGCAGAAUAACUUUAAUAGACACUGCAGUUGGAGAUAUUUGCGGUCUUUCCUCAGUCCUACAAAACUAUAAGCACCACUUCUGUCUCCAGAACGCUGUAGCUGACAUAGUUUUUAAAGCCCCUGCAACAUUAAUCAAGUAUAACCAGUACAGCAUGAAGAGUUUGUACUAUGACUCUUUAUAUUCAAGCAUAACACAUAUACUCGGUUGAACCGUAUGUAUUACUCUGUCAGAUUAUGUACUUGUUAAAGAGCAUUUUAGUGCUUAGCAAAAUAUUAACUUUUAACUGAGAUUAACCCACUGAGCAAAUUCAACAGUUUGGCAAUUGAUAACUCAUGUUAACCUGCAUUUCAGAGGGCAAUGACUCCCUUGCAAAAUUCUGUCCUGUUAUCACUCCAAAGUAUAAAUGCCUCAGCUAUACAUCGAGAAGAGAAGCAUUUUCAGAUUCAGUAUUUUCUAGAGGUUACUGUCUGGAAAAAUAAUACCCAUUGUAAAUGUUACAAUACGUUUCUACUUUCUCUAACUCAAACUGUUGCCUGCAUCUUUUUUGCUACGUGUAAGGCAAAUUUUUGCACUAUAUUAGUGCAGCAUGAUAUGCACUUAACUAGUAUUGCCAUAGAAACUGCCUCUGUUCAGAAAGGAUGAUGAUGUAUCUUGUGCAAGGAGUGUCAAGGAGACAGGUCUUAAAUCCUGAAGAGAGUAGAGUUCAGUUUGGACUGUGCCUGGAUGGGAUCGGCUAAUGACGUGUACAGUAUACACUGUUUCUCAUCACCGCGGCCAUUUGUAGUCUAUAUCAUGGCAGUAAUACAAGUGUCUAAUUUCUUGCCCCAUCUACCUAUACAGAUAUAGAUUGUCCUGCUGGUUUCUAAUUGUACUUUGAAGGCUGUUUAUGACUAGAUUUUUUAUAUUUGUUAACUUUGUUAAAAAAAAGAAAAGAAAAAGAAAAGUGGUUUCCCUCUAAUCUUGAGUGACAUAUUUAUCUGAAAAGGUAUUCUGAUUGUUUGUUCAACUAAAAGAAAAGCUUUUUGCUAUUUUUAUUUCACUAGUGAAAGCAUUUUCACUGUUGCUGACAGUGCAAAACUCGGAGCCCUUUUGUCUUUUCUAAUUAAGAUAAUUGGAUAGACUCUACUUUUGAUUGUUCUGCUCAACUCUUGCGUGUACUGGCAAGUAAAGAAUAAGAUCAAUACUUCGGCCAUUUUAAUAGUAAUAACUUUUUUAAAAAAUUCUGGCAGUAUAAAAGCUCACUGUUAACCUCUUCCAUGCUUAUGCUUCCACCAUGAAGCACGUUGACUUGUCAUUGUAUCUGCAAGCUUGUUACGAAUGGGAUUCAUGGCCUGAGAAGAGUUAUUCUCGCAAAAUGGCUUCUACAUAUAAGUGACUGUGCCACUACUAAGCAAUACAAUUACAAAACUUUAUCAGGCAACCGCUCAAAAAUAAUUGUUAUAUAAAGUUCAGUAUUAGGUUCUCAGGUCUUUUUUAUAACCGAAACCAUUUCUGCCUAUUCAGCACAAUAUUUGCUCAAGAAGCACCAGUUUUUGCACAUUAAAGAAAACUGUAGCUUUUGCAAACUUUGGCCCACUGUAACCAAUGUAAUCAAGGUAAUCCACUGUGAUCAAUGACAAGACUCUCAUUGACAUCAGCGGGUUACAUCAGUCCUUAAAAAUACCUAACCUUGUUCAAUGUAAAAUAAUUCUUAGAAUUGAUGUGCAUUUUGUGCAAUGUUAAGAGAGAUUAUGGUCCAAUUUAACCUACCUAAUUUAUAUUACCGGUGUGGUGUUACAGUGUAAAGAAAAUGAUCUUCCUUCCACUGCAUAGAUAUUCACCUGAAUGGGAAUGAUAAGCAAAGGAAAAAUAGUAAGAAGCUUUUGUACAGGUUAAAUUUCUCACUUUAUACCUUGAUUCUGCAACAGCUGGUGAAGUGCCAUGGCCCCCUACUGCAGCAGUGGUUCAUUCACCUAUGUGGGGGCUUCAGUCUGGCAUCACUCUGUAAAGGUCUGGAGAAAAAACCAAAUCUUCAAAGUUCUUGAGUAGGAAACAACAGAAACCCAGUUGAUUCCUAUUUAAUCAGAUGUACAAAAAUAAGGUGGAAAAGUUUAAAGGUUUUAAAAAUUAUAUAUAUCAUAUGGAAAUCAUGAUUUCUGUACUUUAAAAAGUCUGAUUGUGGGUUGUCCAAUAGUGUUGGACUGAUAUCAGUUGAGGGAACAGGAUUUCUUUCACUGGUAACAAAUCAUCGUUAUUUAUUAUACUGGCAGGUCUUGGAUGCUUUUGUCUAGUUCUUGCCUUGAAGAUUAUUAUGCCCUAAAUGUCAGAAUUUAGUAACUUGAGGGUUAUUAAGCUAUACCAUCUCCUGUUUCUCGCUGUAUAAAAAUGACAAAUGGAGAAAGGGAUAAAAGUUUAAGAAUGUUUGGCCUUUGCAAUCCAUGCAAGUAUUUUAAUAUGUGUUACAUUUUAUAGCUGGUCAGUGAAUUGUGGAGGUGCACAUCCACGUCAUACUCGUGCUGCAUCUAAAAUCUAUAGUGCAUUUUUGAAAAACAGUGCACAGAAAUUUGAAGCCAGAAUGGCUUCUGUCUUUAACAAGAAAAGAUUAUUAGGCUAUAAGGAGGGCUGACGUAGUAUGUAAAGCUAAAAGUUGCAAAGGUGAUUAAGCCUUUUAGCAUGGAAACAAUAAUAAAUAAUAGGGUAAGUAUCAGUAUAGAAUGAAAAGUAUUUGCUUUAAAAAUCAGAGUGCUUCGUCAAAUCCAGUGCCUAAAGCAGCCACUACUGUAGAUUGUUAGUUUGUGAAAGUAACGUUUCCAGUGAUCAAAUAAACCAUGCAGAAAAUAGCAAAGUAGUCAUUUUCCUGUUGAUGUGGUGGUUUGUAAUUUCCUUUUUAAAUCUGUAGUUUCUAGAUGACUGUGUCUGCUUUGAGUCCUGGAGCAGUUCCUUUUCAAAGCUUCAGUGCUCCUGCACAAGCUUGUUUAUAUUUGGUAUAAAGCACCAAUUUUGAAACUCCCUUCCUCCUGCCAAAAUGUAAAGUCCAUUUUCCAAUAAUACAAUCUGAAGAGACCAAUUUAAAAAUUCUGUGUAUAAAUCACUGUAAAAUAUACCUUGAGUGAAAUGGAAAUCUGUCUUUUUACCUUUAUGUAAAUUGUGCUCACCCAAAGUUAAGAGUUUAUUUUGCCUAACUUAAUUUACUUGAAUAUUUAUUUUGUAGAACAAGGAGGCAGCUGUCUGAGGAAUGUUUACCUUUUUUUUGUUAAUGUUAAUUUGUAAAUUGUGUAAUGCAUUUUUAUUUUUUAAAUUGUGUAUAUUUCUUUUUUUAAUGCACAAAAUGUUUACGUACAACUACUGCAAAUUUGUGUAUAUUGUCACUAAGCUUUAUUCAGUUAAUACAGAUGACGUGAAAAUGUAACAAGUCUUACAUUUUCAUAUGGGUUAUUUUUACAUAACUGAUGUAUUGCUGACAAUAAAUAUAAACACAAAAUCA
Messenger RNA from Dromaius novaehollandiae (emu), 9743 nucleotides. RefSeq names its product thrombospondin type 1 domain containing 7A (gene THSD7A). The record is from RefSeq and is a predicted model, not a curated record. Lineage: Eukaryota; Metazoa; Chordata; Aves; Casuariiformes; Dromaiidae. Bases 1072 to 6063 code for a protein of 1663 amino acids. The transcript is spliced from 31 exons.